UCUCCCGGCUGCUGUAAUUGCUGCUGCGGGAGAAAUUGGAGCUGCUGUCGUCGGCGCGCCCGCCCUCCCCCACUGAGAGCCACCGCCUCUUCUCUCGCUCUCCUUGUACACCUAUCGCCGGGAGCGGCGCGGCAGCAACAGUCCCUGGACCCACCGCCGCCUCCCUAGGCUGCCGCUCGGCCGGUCAUCCUCGCAGCCCGGCAGCUGACGGCGGCCCCUUACCCCUCACCGGCUGCUCACUCUUAGAUAGUCCGCUCCGUCCCCGUCCUCGCCCGGGACGCCUCGCUGGGGUGGAGGACGACGAGGAGGAGACGAAAGUCACCCUCCCUCCAGGCAGCGUCGGCCCCCUCACCCGCGGGUGUGUCCUAUAAAUGGCGUCGGAAAGCGACACCGAGGAAUUCUUUGAUGCCCCUGAAGAUGUGCACCUAGGGGGCGGCUACCCUGUAGGGUCUCCAGGAAAGGUUGGAAUUUCAACAUUAAUGGAAACUGAGAACACUGCAUACAAAAUUGGAAAUGAGUCUCCUGUACAAGAAUUGAAACAAGAUGUGUCUAAAAAGAUUAUUGAGAGUAUUAUUGAGGAGAGUCAGAAAGGACUACAGUUUGAAGACGACUCUUCGGAUUCCAAAGGGAAAGGAUGCUCUGACCAGGCUGCUGCCAGUCCUCUUGUAGCCGGAACAGAUCUUAGCAACAUACCGGGACUGUUAGCCUUAGAUCAAGUCCUGCAGGAAGAUUCCAAAAAGGCAGAGAGUCAAAAUGCAAUUGGAGAAACUGAAUUAGAACCAAAAAGAUGUUUUCCUUCUGAUGACACCUGUGAGAAGUCAGUAGAUGAAAUCACGAAGUUAACUGAAAUAAGUUCAACUGAGCAGCCUAACGUGCCUGAAAGCGAAGCGGAAGUAUUGCACAAGGAAGCCGUGGAAGUCAAAGGAAGUGAUGUUCUAGAACCUGUGUCCUCAAACUCUUUAUCUGCUAAAGAUUUUGCGGCCAUGGAAGAGGCGGCUCCUGCCAAACCCCCAAGACAACUUACGCCAGAACCUGACAUAGUGGCGAGCACAAAGAAGCCUGUUCCAGCACGCCCUCCCCCUCCAGCUAAUUUCCCGCCUCCUAGACCCCCACCUCCAUCCCGACCUGCUCCGCCACCAAGAAAAAAGAAAAGCGAAUUGGAGUUUGAGGCCCUUAAAACACCUGAUAUAGAUGUUCCCAAAGAGAAUAUUCCAUCUGAUACUCUCCUAAGUACGAACAUGGCUUCAGAGAAUACAGUCAAGGAUUCUCAGCCUUCUCUUGAUUUGGCAAGUGCUACCAGUGGAGAUAAAGUAGUUACUGCCCAGGAAAAUGGAAAAGCACCUGAUGGGCAGACUAUAGCAGGUGAAGAGAUGGGCCCUCAGAGACCUAGAUCCAACUCUGGGAGAGAGCUUACUGAUGAGGAAAUUUUAGCCAGUGUCAUGAUUAAAAACCUGGAUACUGGCGAAGAAAUACCUUUGAGUCUUGCAGAAGAGAAACUGCCAACAGGUAUUAAUCCUCUCACUCUGCACAUCAUGCGAAGGACUAAGGAAUAUGUAAGUAACGAUGCAGCGCAGUCAGAUGACGAAGAGAAGCUGCAGUCUCAGACGACAGAUGCGGACGGUGGGCGGUUAAAGCAGAAAACGACUCAACUAAAGAAGUUCUUGGGAAAAUCAGUAAAGAGAGCAAAGCACCUUGCAGAGGAAUAUGGUGAACGUGCUGUAAAUAAAGUUAAAAGCGUUAGAGACGAAGUGUUUCACACUGAUCAAGACGAUCCUUCAUCGAGUGACGAUGAGGGAAUGCCAUACACGAGACCAGUCAAGUUCAAAGCAGCGCAUGGUUUCAAAGGACCUUAUGAUUUUGAUCAGAUCAAAGUGGUGCAAGAUCUUAGUGGUGAGCAUAUGGGAGCUGUUUGGACCAUGAAAUUUUCUCACUGUGGCCGAUUACUUGCCUCAGCUGGACAAGACAAUGUAGUGAGAAUAUGGGCUUUAAAAAAUGCUUUUGACUAUUUCAACAAUAUGCGAAUGAAAUACAAUACCGAAGGACGUGUGUCCCCGUCACCUUCUCAGGAAAGUCUGAAUUCAUCAAAGUCUGACACAGAUACAGGGGUGUGCGGCGGACCUGACGACGACCCUGAUGAUCGAAACGCGCCAUUUCGGCAGCGGCCGUUUUGCAAAUACAAAGGGCACACUGCUGAUCUCCUGGAUCUUUCCUGGUCUAAAAACUACUUCCUGCUUUCUUCUUCGAUGGAUAAAACAGUCAGGUUAUGGCACAUUUCCAGAAGAGAAUGCCUUUGCUGCUUUCAACAUAUAGAUUUUGUCACUGCCAUAGCUUUCCAUCCAAGAGAUGACAGGUAUUUUCUGAGUGGGUCACUGGAUGGAAAGCUCCGCCUUUGGAACAUACCUGACAAAAAAGUGGCUUUGUGGAAUGAAGUAGAUGGUCAGACAAAAUUGAUCACAGCUGCGAAUUUCUGUCAGAAUGGCAAAUACGCAGUGAUUGGGACAUACGAUGGCCGAUGUAUUUUCUAUGACACCGAGCAUUUGAAAUACCACACACAGAUACAUGUCCGAUCUACCAGAGGACGCAAUAAAGUUGGAAGAAAAAUUACUGGCAUCGAACCUUUACCUGGAGAAAAUAAGAUACUGGUAACCUCAAAUGACUCCAGAAUCAGACUGUAUGAUCUUAGAGAUUUGUCACUGUCCAUGAAGUAUAAGGGUUAUGUCAACAGUAGCAGCCAGAUCAAAGCAAGUUUCAGCCAUGAUUUUAGUUACCUUGUUAGUGGCUCAGAAGAUAAGUACGUUUAUAUCUGGAGUACUUACCACGACCUCAGCAAGUUUACUUCAGUCAGGAGAGACCGCAAUGACUUUUGGGAAGGCAUUAAAGCACAUAAUGCAGUUGUUACAUCAGCCAUCUUUGCUCCAAACCCAAGUUUGAUGCUGUCUUUGGACGUGCAGUCUGAAAAAUCAGAAGGGAACGAAAAAGGUGAAGAUGCUGAAGUUUUGGAUGCCUUGCCCUCUGGUAUUCUGAAGACAGAUAAUACAGAAGUUCUUCUUUCUGCUGACUUCACUGGAGCUAUCAAAGUGUUUAUUAACAAACGGAAGAAUGUAUCAUAAUUUGAAAUGACAUUUAAAAUAAACAUAUCAGUAAGUUUCUAUGUGUAUCAGAACUGAAAAAAGAUAUUAUAGUGUUUCAGGCUAA
Molecule: messenger RNA, 3195 nt
Organism: Suricata suricatta (meerkat)
Lineage: Eukaryota; Metazoa; Chordata; Mammalia; Carnivora; Herpestidae
Gene: WDR44
Product: WD repeat domain 44
Exons: 20
Coding region: 372-3110 (912 amino acids)
Molecular function (GO): protein binding
Source: RefSeq, a predicted model, not a curated record